GGCCCAUACCAUACUAUAAUAGUAUUAAGCUCUUAUUUUACUGGUAUAAUAAUGAAGUAUAUUGACCCUGGAAGGCUGGAACUGAUAAAAGUUCCUCUGUUUCUGUAGCUUGAACUGGAACUAAAGAUCUGUGAUUUUUAUGCCAAGAAUUUUAAUGGAAGUGAUCAACAAGUUGGUGACUUUGAAGGCACAUAUGGAUGGUUCACCCCAAGAAUCUGAUUUUGUGAUUAAGACCGAAACACUUUCGUUAUCAGCUGUGCUAGAAUCGAAAGAUGUUUUAGUGAAAAACAUAUAUGUUUCUAUUGAUCCUUACCAGAUAAAUCGGAUGAAGAGCCUUUGCUCCUCACAAACAGCUAGUGGUUCAAGUUAUGCAGCUGGCAUCGCUCCGGGCCAGGCCAUUGAUACUCAUGGUGUUGGUAGAGUUGUGGUAUCGGGGAACCCUGAUUUUAAGAAGGAUGAUCUGGUUGUGGGACGUAUCGGCUGGGGGGAGUAUAGCAUUGUUAAAGAGGGUGCUAAUUUAGAUAAAUUAAAUCCCUUGGGAUUUCCAUAUUCUUACCAUGUUGGGAUCCUAGGAGUUAGCGGAUUUACAGCUUAUGCUGGUUUCUAUGAAAUAUGUCAACCUAAGAAAGGGGAGCGAGUCUUUGUGUCUGCUGCUGCUGGUUCAGUCGGCAAUAUAGUUGGGCAAUAUGCAAAGCUUUUCGGAUGCUAUGUUGUAGGCUGUGCUGGUUCUCAGGAAAAGGUGGAUCUGUUGAAAAAUAAGCUUGGAUUUGAUGAUGCAUUCAAUUACAAAGAAGAAACAGAUCUGAAAGCAGCGGUUGCAAAGUACUUCCCAGACGGUGUAGACAUAUAUUUUGACAAUGUGGGAGGUGAAAUGUUAGAGGCAGCAGUUGCAAACAUGAACCAAUUUGGUAGAGUUGCUGUCUGUGGUGUGAUAGCUGAAUAUACAGAAAAAGGAAAACGUGCUGCGCCUGAUAUGAUAGACAUUGUGUACAAGCGAAUAACAAUCAGAGGAUUUUUGGCCGGAGAUUAUAUGUCUCAAUUUCCAGAAUUCAUUUCAGCAACAAGUGAUCACCUUAAAACUGGCAGAAUGCACUCAAUUGAAGACAUUUCACAAGGUCUAGAAAGUAUUCCGUCAGCUUUUGCAGGGCUUUUUCGUGGUGAUAAUGUUGGGAAAAAGAUAGUUCAAAUUGCAGAUGAAUAAAAAAAGCUUCUGUACCUCAAGAGAACUUCAAAUUCCCUGUUCCUGGAUGCGCUGUCUUGUACUAAUUACACUUGUAAUUCACCUAAAUGUUUAGCUUCAUUCUAUUCAUUAGUCAGUGUUCCAACAAUCUGAUUGAACUCUUAGAUAACAAUAGCACGAGUUUGAUUGAAAUUACAGACUACUUAGAAGGUCACUAGACUAAAUGUUGGCUGUGCCAGAUCGACAUUGUCUUAGUUUAAGAUCUAAAAUAGGUCAUGACCUUCGACUAAUCAAUAGACUUCUCUUUUUUUUUUGAA
This is a messenger RNA of Daucus carota subsp. sativus, 1497 nucleotides long. RefSeq names its product 2-alkenal reductase (NADP(+)-dependent). The coding region runs from base 140 to 1201 and encodes 353 amino acids. The transcript has 4 exons. NCBI's taxonomy places the organism in Eukaryota, Viridiplantae, Streptophyta, Magnoliopsida, Apiales, Apiaceae. Gene Ontology annotation, molecular function: oxidoreductase activity, acting on the CH-CH group of donors, NAD or NADP as acceptor. The record is from RefSeq and is a predicted model, not a curated record.